Australozyma saopauloensis is the source of this 240-nucleotide messenger RNA. Its product is annotated as mitochondrial 54S ribosomal protein bL36m. The transcript has a single exon. Gene Ontology annotation, cellular component: mitochondrial large ribosomal subunit; ribosome. Gene Ontology annotation, molecular function: structural constituent of ribosome. NCBI's taxonomy places the organism in Eukaryota, Fungi, Ascomycota, Pichiomycetes, Serinales, Metschnikowiaceae. Bases 1 to 240 code for a protein of 79 amino acids. Gene Ontology annotation, biological process: translation. The record is from RefSeq and is a predicted model, not a curated record.
AUGUUCAGAAUCGCUGCUGCUGUCUCGAGGUCGCUUCCUAGCCUUCGUGUUUCGGCCAAGCCUCUCGCUGUGUGCAACUCUGUGUUUGCCUCCACCACUCAGCUCUUGAGCCCAAUCAGAACCUUCAAAACCAAAUCUGCCGUCAAGAAAAUGUGUCCUGACUGCUACUUGGUCAAGAGAAAGGGCAGAGUGUUUGUUUACUGCAAGUCCAACGGUAAGCACAAGCAAAGACAGGGUUAA